UUGCAUUGUGUUCAUAGUUGUUCCGCAUUUCUCCUUAAUUCAAACCCUUUUUUCCUAAAACCCUUAUUAUUCUUCCCUUUACUUAUUUCAGAGAUAUCAAAAUGGCAGAUAUGGGAAAAGUUAUAACAUGCCACACUCUUGCCUCGUGGAACCAACAACUCCUCAAAGCCCAACAAUACAACAAGCUGCUUGUUGUGAAUUUUACUGCAAGAUGGUGUGGUCCGUGUCAUGCCAUGGCGAGUGUUCUUGAAGAAUUAGCGAAGAAGAUGAACAAUGUUAUUUUUUUGAAAGUAGACAUUGAUGAACUGAAUAGUGUGGCGAAGGAGUUUGAAGUGGCUGCCCUUCCUUCGUAUCAUUUCUUGAAGAAUGGGAGAUUGGUUGAAAAAUUCGAAGGUGCAAAGAAGGAUGUACUGAAAAGCACUGUAUCCAAACAUGCCACAUGAAGUAGCACUCUACAACUUUUCUUUACUUUUUUUUUUUUUUUUUUUUUUGGGACAACUACAAAGGAUUGAUUUUAUCAACCAUCAAUAAUAAUGCUACAAAUUUAGACAUCCACAAAUGAAAAUAAGAAUUCAGCCCGACUAUGAAUUGUUAGUUGA
Cucumis melo (muskmelon) is the source of this 599-nucleotide messenger RNA. Its product is annotated as thioredoxin H1-like. Lineage: Eukaryota; Viridiplantae; Streptophyta; Magnoliopsida; Cucurbitales; Cucurbitaceae. Bases 102 to 443 code for a protein of 113 amino acids. The transcript has 3 exons. The record is from RefSeq and is a predicted model, not a curated record.